Peniophora sp. CBMAI 1063 is the source of this 2091-nucleotide messenger RNA. The record is from the annotation of a GenBank genome assembly. NCBI's taxonomy places the organism in Eukaryota, Fungi, Basidiomycota, Agaricomycetes, Russulales, Peniophoraceae.
AUGUCGCACCUCAACCUAGACGACUUGAAUCAGACGGUGAUCUGUAUUCCAUACGAAGAAGACGACGAUAGCUCCGACGAAUACGAUGUUGAGGAGACAUCGUUCAAAGCACGAGACAUUCCGGAUGGGCCCGCUGUACGGUUCGAAGCUUAUGUCGCCGCGUGGGGGGAAUGCUUUCAGCGCAUACAGGACGUCAUGCGCGAUAUAAAUGCCCCUUUGGCGCAGAAGCUCGUUGGCGACAUACAGACAGCCUACAAUGCACCACUACCAGGCCUUCCUUAUCCCGAGAUCCCGACAUUUGCGGUCUGUGCUUCCGGAGAAUCUUUCAUCUCAGAUAUUGCAACGCGACUUGAAGACUCAGAAGAUGCACCAAAUGGUGCUGGGAUUCAUAAGAGUGUCGCAGCUCGCUCUUCCCGCGUCAUACACCUUCGCCCAUCGGAAUGCACGAACAUCACGAAUACCAUGAAGACCCUCAUUUCUGCGUUCAUAUCUGAACCUCCUGGAGAAGUUGACGUCAAAAGGCGGCCUACUACUUCAUUGGCGGCGUUCGACAUAGGGCUCUUGAUAACCUGGUACAAGGCGCUGACAGAACAUCUCGGAGAAGAUGAUCAAUCACAGCUUGUAGUCUUUAUGCAUGACUUCGAGCAAUUCGAGCCCUCCGUCGUCUCUGAUCUAUUCCAUAUAUGCAGCACUCUUAUCCCGGACUUGCCGCUCAUCUUCGUCCUUGCUUUGGCUUCCCCUCCGGCUCCGUCGUUCAUCCACGCGACAUAUCGACGAGCCACCCUCUCUUUGCUGCAGUUGCAAACGACCUCCCUACCCAGCGGCACUAAUUUGCUCGAGCGGGUUUUACUUGAUACCUUCUUCGACCUCGAAUACGAGCCCCCCGUCAUGCUAGGUUAUCGUGUGCUGGAGUCGACAGUCGAGCUCUUCACACGCCACUCGCCUUCUCUUGAAGGGAUAUGUGCAGGGCUUCAGGUCGCCCAUCUCAAGCACUUUGAUGACCCUCUCACCCUCUUCGAUGACCCGAACCCUAAACGAUUGGACAAACUGUUGGCGUCUGCCGAAGCCCUACCGCUCCUCGACUCCGUCGUCUCUCGACUAGCAAAGCAUACUUCCUUACAGAAUCCGAUCUCCAGGACCAAGGACCUCUUUCAGGCCGUCGUGAAUGCACGAUCAUCCUUGUUCGCAUGUCUCCGCAAACUUCGACUGGGGCUGCGAUCCUUUUUGGUCGUCCGUGAUUUCCUCGUCUCCAAGAAUAUCGUCAAUCCGGCCUCCAAGGACGAGCUCACCACCACUUUUGAGGCGCUGAGUUGGGGUUUGCGCGGUUAUCUUUCGGAAUGGAUCCAUCCGUUCGCACAGCGAGUCUCCGCCCUAUCCGGAGAGGUCAAAGAAUCGUUGCUACUCGAGCUAGCAACCUGGUUGGACGGUGUGCCCGAAUCGUUCAACGAGGAGAUUGCAGGACUCCCCGAGCUCCUUCUCAGGUCAGAUGAUGAGGUGAUGGCCGAGCUCGGAGACUGGCUGGCCAACUUUUGGGAAGAAGCCGUUCAGGAUCUCGAACAAGAACCUCUUUGGGAUGUAUGGUUCAUGGGAUCAACACCGUUUCCCACGGAGGCGGUCAACCCCGCACCUCGCGCCGCAGUGCUUUCCGGCCUCCUCGACCCAUACGCCUUCGCUGAGACCGGUGAUGUCUACGGUCGUCCCCGCCGCGGACUAUGGGAGAUGCCGGAUACUUCGAUCCUAUUCCGCCGUUAUCUCGAGGCAGGGCGUAUGGUCAAUGUAUACGACUGGUAUGAGGCUUUCGCCAUGGCAUUGGAGACGCAGCGUCGUCGACUCAGUGCCCUGAAGGCCGAAGCUGACGCAGAGAAGGCGGCACAGAAGGGAAAGGCCAAGGCGAAUGGCAGAGGGAAGGCCAAGGCACCUGUGCCGGAGGUGGAAGAGGAGGAGGAUAAAGACGCAGAGGAGAAGUGGAAGAUGCACGUACAGGCGCGCUUCAUUCGUGCACUGCAUGAGCUUGACUAUCUAGGCUUCGUUAAGCACACGGGUAGGAAACCGGACCACAUCGUCCGUACCGUGUAUGACGGCGCAGAUUAG